Molecule: messenger RNA, 1095 nt
Organism: Dovyalis caffra
Lineage: Eukaryota; Viridiplantae; Streptophyta; Magnoliopsida; Malpighiales; Salicaceae
Source: the annotation of a GenBank genome assembly
AUGAAGAGAUCCAAAUCAACCCCAGAAAGCGAAAAUCAAGAUUUGACGUUGAGGAGAUCAGAAAGAUUAGAAGACAGAUUCAUGAAAUUACCUGAAGAAGUGAUGACCAAAAUCUUUUCAACAAUGGAAGACGACCCCAAAACCCUCAUUCGCUGCUAUGCUGUGUCCAAGAACUGGGCUUCCUUUGUCUCCAAAACAGUCAAGCUCUCCCUCAUAUUCUACAAGAGAGGUGCAAGGAGGCGCUCUCUUGUAUGCUCAAAACUUCACUACCACAUUCCACCAACUGCACUCCGAGCUAUCAUGAAGCUGUUUACAGAUCUGGAAUCUCUCCAGAUUAAGAUCUGCCAUCCAACUUCACAAGCACCUGCUUCUCAACAAAUCAUGAAGAUAAAGGUCGGGUGGUCGGGUGAUUAUUGUCAGACUGAUGCAUGCAUGGCCUUUGAGGUUGGAUUGUUAUCAACUAUGAAAGGAGUUAAGCUGUGUCGUGAUUAUGAGAAACAAAAACUUGCUACCAUCAGCAGGUCUUCGAUAAUGUACUUUUACUGGAACCUGUUAGAUCUCCGGCCAGAUACAUUGAGAAGCAUGGUGCUUAUGACUUCUAAGGUGGAAGAGUCAAGAUCAGGAGGGAAGGUUUUCCUAAGAUGCGAAGAAGAGCGUUCAAAGAUGUUCAAUUCGUUAUCGAAUUUACGAGCGAACGAGAGCAUCCUCGAGGAUCCCCAGAAUGUGGUUUAUUGGCACAAGAACGGCACGGACAAGGAGAAUUUGCUUCGGGAGCAGGUGUGGCUUGUUGAUGCAACGCAAUAUUCAUUAACCAUGAAUGGACUAGAAAGGAAUGACCCAAUUGUGAAGGAGGCGCACAUCAAGGAGUUGCUGGAUGGAUUGGAUGAUGCUCAUGUUUAUGGCAAUGGCAAAGGAAAACGCAGAAAAUAUUAUCUAGCAUAUAUGUCAAUGAAGAUAGAAAUCAAGCCUGAUGAUGAGACUAUUGUGAUGACGAGGGAUGUGAAAGAGUUAUUGGGUGGUUUUGACGAUAUUAGUGUGGAAGAAGAAGUGUAUGAGGAGAUUGAAGAGCUAGGAAGCGUCGAAAGACGAGGCUGA